UUCCAUUUCUCUCCUUUCACGUCUCGUUUCUCUACCAUCUGUUCUACAUCAUCACCACAAGUAUCACCACAAGCUUCACCAUCAUACUACUCAGUGAUGCAAUAAGGCUCGACACAGACGGACAAACAAAUCUCACAUCCAACCUGACUCACAAAACUCGCCAUGGACGAAAUCACCACCACACCUACUACCACCACCCCAAGGACCUUCACCCUCUUCCCCCUCCUCCCCACCGAGCUCCGCCUCGCCAUCUGGCAAGCCUCCUGCCACCCCCGCAUCCUGGAAAUCCACUACUGUCCCUCCCAAGACCGGUGCUUCACCCCCUCCAAACCACCCGUGAUCCUCUCCGUCUGCCGGGAAUCCCGCCACGAAGCGCUCUCGCGCAUCUACGCCAAAGCCUUUGGCACGCGCACCCACCCGUCCGGAUCCAUCUACUUUGCGCCGGACCUAGACAUCCUCUACAUACCACGGUACUACGAAGAGGAAGGGGAUUUUCAUCAUCACCAGAAAGGAGGAGGACGUGGGGGCAGCAAAGAAGAACAAGAAAAGGAAAGGACAAGGAGGAUCAUGUCGAUGGGUUACAGCGAGACGGCGCGGGAUUUCGGUCGGUACGUCCUCAACACCACGGAGCUGGUGAAGAAUCUGGCCAUCGAUCACGUCAGACCGGAGAUCAGGAGGCCGUGGGAGACGUAUAGCAAGUUUUGUCUGAUCAGGAGCUUUCUUAAGUUGGAGAGGGCGUUUUUGAUUUUGGAUAAUACUACUACAACCACUACCACUACCUCUACUUCGACAACGGCAACGGCAUCGGCAACGACAAUAUCAACAACCAGUGGGUGGGUAGAAGAGGAGGAGGAGGAGGAAGAAGAAGAUGAGGAGGAUCAAAUCGAAUUCAUCGACCCCACCGAAAGCAAAGAAGAAAUCAUGCGGUUGAUGGAGAACGUAAGCGCUUCGUUCACCCAUGAGGUUGGGGUGGGGGUUACUACCCGGUUUGAGGAGAGUAGCAGUGGUGGAAGGAGUAACGAUCAACAACAUUUUGAUUGCUGCUCGGAUCAUGUACCAGCAGGGCGCAACGGCGGUGAUGAGUUGGCGCUGAUACCGAAGACUAAGGUUCAUCACCAUCAUCAUCAUCAUCAUCACAGUCAUGCCCCGUGGCAGAGUCAUACGUCGUCGUUCGUGGCGUGUGUAUGAGUGUGGGAUUUGGGAGUUGAGGGGGGAUGAGUGAUGGAUGGGUUAUGAACGGUAUGGGACUAUGCAUAGGUAGCGAUUAAAAAGCGGUGAUUUAGGGGAGUUUUUUUUUUUUUUUAGCGUCAGGUUAAUAGUGGGCUGGAGUAUCGGACAAAACGUUUCAAUGGUUUAAUUUUCGAAUUUCUUGAUGAUACGAUUCGAACUUCGCAAGUUGACCACCGAGUGAACGGUGGCCCGCCUAGAAAGGAC
Neurospora tetraspora is the source of this 1434-nucleotide messenger RNA. RefSeq lists its product as uncharacterized. The coding region runs from base 163 to 1188 and encodes 341 amino acids. The transcript has a single exon. The record is from RefSeq and is a predicted model, not a curated record. Lineage: Eukaryota; Fungi; Ascomycota; Sordariomycetes; Sordariales; Sordariaceae.